Molecule: messenger RNA, 3559 nt
Organism: Polyodon spathula (Mississippi paddlefish)
Lineage: Eukaryota; Metazoa; Chordata; Actinopteri; Acipenseriformes; Polyodontidae
Product: F-box only protein 42-like
Exons: 10
Coding region: 329-2401 (690 amino acids)
Molecular function (GO): protein binding
Source: RefSeq, a predicted model, not a curated record
UCGUGCGCGCCCCCUGGUCGUGCGGAAUGGUGAUGCUGAGAAGGAAGAUGGCGGCGGACUGGAGCUUGGGAAUCCGCUGCAGGCAUUGAGAGAGACCGGGAUAGAUGAAAAGAGAUCCAGGCACAGGCCAACCCCGAAGAAGUCGGGAGUGAAAAACAGGAAUAUAGCUGCUCACAGAGCUCGGGCCGACAUAACAAGACAAGAAACCCCCCCCGCCGCUGAGUCAGAAUCCAGAAUAACAACGUAGAAAACGGCGGUGAAUCGCUGUUGCGGCCCCAGGCCGGCUGAACAAGAGGCGGGGAAAGGAGUGGCUGUGACGUGGCGUGAUAUGGCCAGCUCGUCUGACAGUGAGGAUGACAGCUUCAUUGCCAUGGACACAGAGGAGGCUGUAGAAGGCUCAAUGGAUCAGGACGAGGAGCCACAGCAGCAACAGCAGCGUCCCCUUGAGGUUGAGCAGCGUCACCACCGCACCAUGGGCGAGCUACCCGAAGAGGUUCUCGAGUACAUCCUGUCCUUCCUGUCCCCCUACCAGGAGCACAAGACCGCAGCGCUCGUCUGCAAGCAGUGGUACCGGCUCAUCAAAGGCGUGGCCCACCAGUGUUAUCAUGGGUUCAUCAAGGCAGUUCAGGAGGGCAAUAUCCAAUGGGAGAGCCGUACCUACCCCUACCCAGGGACCCCCAUCACCCAGCGCUUCUCUCACAGUGCUUGCUAUUACGAUUCCCAUCAGUCCAUGUAUGUGUUUGGGGGGUGCACGCAAAGCAGCUGCAACGCAGCCUUCAAUGACCUCUGGAGACUAGACUUGAACAGCAAGGAGUGGAUCCGCCCUCUGGCAUCAGGCUCGUACCCAUCUCCAAAGGCUGGUGCCACGCUGGUUGUGUACCGGGACUUGCUGGUGCUGUUUGGCGGCUGGACUCGGCCCAGUCCCUACCCUCUGCACCAGCCCGAACGCUUCUUUGAUGAAAUCCACACGUACUCCCCGUCUAAGAACUGGUGGAACUGCAUUGUCACCACACAAGGACCCCCUCCAAUGGCUGGCCACUCCUCUUCCGUCAUCGGGGACAGAAUGAUCGUUUUUGGGGGGUCACUGGGCUCACGGCAGAUGAGCAACGAGGUUUGGGUUCUAGAUCUGGAGCAGUGGUCCUGGUCCAAACCCAACAUCGCCGGCCCGACGCCACACCCACGGGGCGGACAGUCCCAGAUUGUUAUUGAUGAGGAGACCCUGCUGAUCCUGGGGGGCUGCGGAGGUCCAAAUGCACUCCUGAAGGAUGCCUGGCUGCUCCGCAUGCACGCAAACCCGUGGGCCUGGCAGCAGCUCAAGGUGGAGAACGAGGAGCAUGGCGCCCCUGAGCUGUGGUGCCACCCAGCCUGCAGAGUGGGUCAGUGUGUGGUGGUAUUCAGUCAGGCUCCCAGUGGCCGAGCUCCCCUCAGCCCCAGCAUGAACUCUCGUCCGUCCCCGAUCAGUGCCACGCCUCCUUCUCUGAUGCCCGAGCAGCGGGAGUACCGCUCACACUCACCAGUGAAGGGCGGCGAUGAGGUGCCCUGUGUGAACGGGCGCUGGGGCACACUGCGGUCCCGGGCUCAGAGACACGGUGGGGCCAGGGAGGGCAGCCUGUCCCCAUCCCGGGGGGGUGCGGCAGGAGGCUCGGACAGCCCUCCCAUCCUGAACGGGGGCUCAUCGGCAGGCGAGAGCCCGGGACAGGCAAGCUCGCCGGGCACACCCUCCGGAGCCGAGGGCUACGACUUCCGGACCAGACCUACUCCUGAAACCCAAGACCUGAGGCCAGCCGACUACAGCUGGGACCCCAAAGCGGGCAACCCAGACUCCCCUGAGGCCAAAACCACCACAGCCUCGGGACGAGACCCCACCCCAGAGCAGAUCAACGGCAUCCACACGCCUCCGAGUCUGGCCACAACACCCCAGGGGGCUGUAUCGCCUGGAGCUCUGAGGCGAGGGUUAGAGGCUGUCAAAGGGCUUUCCUCUCAGGCUCCUCCUCCUCCUGCCGUUCCCCUUGCGGCUUCAGGCUCUAGCCCCCCCUCUGCAGCCGCCGCCGCCGCCCCCAGCCCCGCACAGGCUGACGGACAUUCCAUCCCUCCAAUCGCCCGCAGGCUGGGCCACCACCCGCCCCAGUCACUCAACGUGGGCAAGCCGCUCUACCAGAGCAUGAACUGCAAGCCCAUGCAGAUGUACGUGCUGGAUGUGUCAAGGGUGAAGGAGCGGGGCCAGGUCAGCUGGAAAGUGUUUGGGGGGGGCUCUGUAGUGGGACCCCCCGAGACCAGCCUGCACACCGUCGUGCAGGGCAGAGGUGAGCUCAUCAUCUUCGGAGGGCUUAUGGACAAGAAGCAGAAUGUCAAGUACUACCCCAAAACCAACGCCUUGUAUUUCGUCCGCGCCAAGAGAUAAUGCCAGAGUGGGGAAGCCACAGAAACAACAAACUUCUCUGCAGAGGAUUAUCUGGUUAAACCCUGCCUUCCCCCUUUUGACUGAUUCCUCCCUCUCUUUUCAGAGGGAGGGGCAGACUCUAGGACCCCAGGGGGGGCAUAGCAAAGUUUUUUUUUUUUUAAUGAACACUUUCACAGUUGAUUGUUUACAAAGAGGGUCUGUUUCAUCUGAGUUGGCCGAGGGUGGAAAGGGCAGUGUGUUUGAAAAAUAAAAGGUAAAACAGGGGGGGGGGGGGCCUUGCAAUGUAACUGGCAUUCUGCUCUGUAUAGUUUCCACUUUCCUGGCGUAGCUGCCUUGUAUCUCAGCUGCUAAUAUGACCAACAAUGAAAAGCAACCCCUCCCUGACUCCCUACCCCACCCACUCCUCCGCUCAAGCUGCACUUAAAGCUGUUUAGUAUAAGUUAGGGUGGUGUGCUGGCUCUGAAUUGAAUGAUACAGGCUCGAGGUUCAAGAGGGUACAAGGAAUCCUGUUUUUGGGUACAAACCACAGCACACACAGACAGGUUCCAAUAGCUGAGUGUUUAGAGCACUGGGCUGCAGUGUGGAUAUGGGUUCCGUUUGUUCAGUGUUUAACAUAGUGUAUUUGAGGAGUAGAGUCCUAGGGGUGCAGUGUGGAAGGAGUGAGACUGGAGUAGCUUGGCGAUUAAGGUGUUGCUGUACUUCACAGAUGUACCUGGGAGAUGAGUGUCGGCACUUCAAAAUUACCCACAGUCCUUUUUAAAGGUCUGAUUUAUAUAAUUUUAAACAAAGUUCUUUUUCUAUUGAGGGCCUUGCACAAAACAGUAAGCCGCAGCAAUGUGGUGUUUGUGAUCCUGUUGAAUACAUAGGCAGUGGGUAUGUACAUCCCAACUAUGUGAUCUUAUCAGAAUAAGACAAUAAAACAAACAACCUUGCCCUUUUCAAUUUCAUGAUUGCUUGUUAACCUUUUAUCGUCUGAGCCAAGAUAGAAGGAACACAUCCUGUCCAUUUCCAGAUAUUUUUUUUAAUUUUAAUUUGAACAACCAUUAUGUUUGUAGACACAAUUAUGAAAAACACUUAUGUCCCCAUAAGGGAAAUUCUAAUAUUUUUUUUGCUUUUACAGCAGGAUAUGUAUACAAAAUAAAUGCUGUUUGAAAAUUA